AUGUGCUUUAGUUUGUUUGAUACAGGUUCAAUGGCUCCAGAUAGAGAUGCUCCACCUGAAAACCCACCUGAAAACUCACAAGAAAACUCACAAGGAAGAGUUGCUUCGGAUACAAAUGCUCCACCUGAUACUGAAGCAAAAGAGGGUUCAAUUGUGCUUGCUGGUAUUUCAAGGACAACAUGGAGACCUGGUGUAAUGUAUUACAUCACCUUUGAAGCACAAGAUCCUUUCAAUAGCAAUGCUACAACGUUCCAGGCAGAAGUACAAAAAAAGUUGAAGGGACCACACAAGGUCUACUCAUGCGUCAUUAAAACCUAA
Vicia faba (fava bean) is the source of this 318-nucleotide messenger RNA. The record is from the annotation of a GenBank genome assembly. Lineage: Eukaryota; Viridiplantae; Streptophyta; Magnoliopsida; Fabales; Fabaceae.